This is a messenger RNA of Encephalitozoon romaleae SJ-2008, 1383 nucleotides long. RefSeq names its product putative cyclosome/anaphase-promoting complexprotein. Gene Ontology annotation, biological process: cell division. The transcript has a single exon. Gene Ontology annotation, molecular function: protein binding. The record is from RefSeq and is a predicted model, not a curated record. The coding region runs from base 1 to 1383 and encodes 460 amino acids. NCBI's taxonomy places the organism in Eukaryota, Fungi, Microsporidia, Unikaryonidae.
AUGGAAAGGCUCUGCUCGCUUAUCAGCGCCUACUUGAUAGAGGAGAUGGAUUGUUCGGCUUUAGCAUUGUCAGAAUAUGUUUAUAGAGAGAAGAAGACCGAUGCAACAAUUAUGUUGCUGCUCAAGUCGAUGUACAAAUUGUCAUGCUAUGAAAGAUGCAUCGAAACAAUCGAGCUGAACAGUUCGGUGAUGAGGAUUCAUGAGGCUAGAAUAAUAUACUAUAGAUGCAAGCUCCUGACAGGAAAGAAAAACAAAGGUCUUCUUACAACCAUGGAAUGCGAUGAGGAGGUGGAGAAGUAUCCUCCUACCGAGAUAUCCAAGAGGAGCGUCAGGUUACUUUUUGAGGGGCUGACAAAGGAAGAUGUAAAAAAGAAAGAAAUCCUUUUAGAAGCUUACAGAUCAGAUAAUAACAACUUGGAAGCAUUGCUAAGAAUGAAGAACGAUUCCCUGAUAAAUAAGAAAGAGCUCCUCAUGCUUAUGGAUGAAUGUGAAGAUAAGUUCAUGCAAAAUGUUUACAUGGAGAUAUUUUAUCCAUCUUUUGAGACAGACUUUUAUUUCCUGCCUUUCUAUUCACCAUGGUAUGGAGUCAAGCUAGCCAAGCAGUACUACAAAAGCGGAAAAGAUAUGCUGUUAUUUAACCUGGGCACUACGAUGGUAAAAUUAUAUCCUAACUCUGAGCAUUCCUUCGUUGCCCUAGGAUUGUUCUUCUUGAUGUCGUCUAACUAUUCAGAAGCUAGGAGAUGUUUCUACAAAGCCGUUCAGAUAAACAAUGACUACGGAAGGGGAUGGUUAUACCUUGGAAUGGCCUACUCUGGAAUAAAGGAAUGUGAAAGUAGUAUAGCAUGCUUGAACAUAGCCUACAAGGUAAUGAUAGGGUCUUACAAGCCAGCCUUUUACUUGGCAAAGGAGUACCACCGAAUGAACAACUUUGAAAGGGCAUCAUUCUUUUACAAGCACGCUCUUGGAAUAAACUCGUCUGUCAAGGUCCAGGAAAGAUACAUAUCACUCCUCAUAUACUACGAAUAUUAUCCAGAGGCCCUGAGUUACCUAGCAGCUCAGAAGAACAGCUUACUGGGGCUAUUAAGGGUCUAUUGUAAUCUGUUUUUGGGGAAAGUUACAGAAGCGCAGAAAUAUCUUUCAUCGUGCCAAACAGAUUGGAGAUACUAUGCUACUGCUGGAUUUAUAGACCAUCUAUUGAAUAACCUCGACUCUGCAGCAGAUAACUACAACAAGGCUCUUCUGAAAACCCAUGUGAAUCUAGUUGAGGAACUUCUUGGCCUCGCUGUAGAAAAUAUGACGUGCAAACAAAACAAUAAUGUCUAUGACUAUGCUACCGACUUGUUUGACAACAUGAUUCCUAAAUAUUCCUUUGAAACUAUUUAA